AUGGUGAAUGAGGUUUCUGCAUCGUUAUCGCCCGACCGAUCGGAGCCCAAUCCGACGAUUCACGCCGUGCCCUUUGAAAAUACCGUCGACGCCCCUCUUGCAAUCCGGUCGGUCUCAUUGCCCACAGCCGAUGCGCCAAUAGCCUCCAAUGGCCGAUCCUUAAGCACAAGCGCUGCAUCAGCUAGUUCCAGUGAUGACCAUGCAUCCGCGCCUAUGUUCCCGCGGCUCGCGCCAUCGGUGUCCGUUGGGGAAGAAACCCGAACGAUUCGGUCGGAGGGCCCGCCCUCCCUACGCAGCGUGCCGAGCAUUGUUGUGAAUGAACCAGGCUCCCGUCCCAGCUCCCGACCGGGCUCAAGGCCGGGCUCUCGAUGGUCAGAAAGAAAGUGGGGUGGUUUAAAGAAACGGUCCCUCGACAUGGAGAGAAAAUGUAGCUCGGAGGAGCCUCCGCCAGUGCCUCAAAUCGAGCGCCCCUUUACUGGUAUUCCCUUAGAUAUACCGACGGCCUCUUUGGAUGGUCUAGAUAAGCCGAUGAUGUUCUCCAAUCGCGGAAGUCUUAUCAAAUGUCAGGCGAAACGUCCGCACCCAAAGCCACCUCAGGAGAAGUUGGACGAGCACCCCGAGCAACAACCAGACCCGCCCCACCAAAAUCUAGAACCGGAGGAAGCUUGCCAAGAGCUAGGCCAGCCAGCCCAGGAAAUAUCGGAAGAGGACUGUGAUCAAGAUUUGGACCGACAGGCAUCUAAAGUUGCGUUGCCCCCUGCCAUUAUCAUGAGCCGCCCCGAAGGAGAAAAUGGAACCCCGAAAGCGAUUCCACGGCGCGUCAAACGUCAGGGCACUCUUCGCCCGAGACAGACUAGUCUUCCGAGCAGAGCAAUCUCGGCAGACGAAGAUAUGUUGUCUCGACGAGUUCGACUGAUGUACGAGAAGGGCGAAGACAAUGUUACCGACUCCGAGGUCGCGAAAGCAAUGGCCUCAGAACACGGGGUCUUAUGGGAAGAGGGUGCGGUCCCGGAUACUGAAACCCCUGAAACACUCGCUGCUCACACGAAUGAGACUGGAAACCAAACCAAACCAAGGGCGUCUGUCGAAGUGGAGCGUAUUCGAAUUAAGAGGGAAACUCAGGAGCUAGCUGGUGGCGCUGAAUAUUGGCAAAAUGUCGGUGCAGAAGAAGUCGAUCGUUAUGGCUUCAUUCGACCUGCAAAGAACUCCAAUGGUUCCGAUAUUAACCCGCUUCAACGAGUGACGACUAGCCUUCUACUAGCUUCUGAGACGCCUCGGCGGAAACGUUCAAUUCGCCCACCAACCGCUCCGGCCAGCAACCGUUCCUUCAAUGGCCCGUCUCUAGUCCGCAAAAUAUCCCAAAGUUCCCUGAACGCGCGUCCAUCUUCAUCACAAAGCAACUAUGGUCCUCCACUGCGCCGCUCGACAUCUCGUUUGCGUACGGCGACCAAUCAUCUGCCUCACAACCGAGAUCGAAAAACCAAAGAUGAGGCAGCCGACAUGCUCACUCUGCCCACUCAAUCUUGUGGCGAGACAGAAGAUGCACCAGUUACUCGUGCAAUGCGAAGGAAGGAGUGGCAACGUGAAGACAAGUGGACCAAGAUGGCUAAGCCGACCAAGAAGACCAAGGACGGCGGCGGUAUGACCUUUGAGUUCGAUACUCAGAGCUCGAAGUUGAUUGAGCGGACUUGGAAAGGUAUUCCAGAUCGGUGGCGGUCAACGGCCUGGUACUCAUUCCUUGAAGCAAGUGCCCGGCGCCACAAGGGCAGCCCGCCUGCGGACGAGCUCAUCGAAGCCUUCAAUGAGCUCCAGUUCAUCUCGUCACCGGACGACGUCCAGAUUGAUAUCGAUGUACCACGAACUAUCUCCAGCCAUAUCAUGUUUCGGAGGCGUUAUCGGGGUGGCCAAAGGCUGUUGUUCCGUGUCCUUCACGCCAUGUCACUAUAUUUUCCUGAGACGGGCUACGUACAGGGAAUGGCAACUCUCGCGGCUACGUUACUAGCGUAUUACGAUGAGGAACACGCUUUUAUCAUGCUCGUCAGGUUGUGGCAGCUGCGAGGUCUGGAAGAGCUGUACAAGUCCGGCUUUGCUGGUCUAAUGGAGGCCUUGGCCGACUUUGAACGAGAAUGGCUCGCCGGAGGUGAAGUGGCCACGAAACUGAACGAGGUCGGAAUCCCACCCACAGCCUACGGCACUCGCUGGUACCUCACUCUCUUUAAUUACUCGAUCCCCUUCCCGGCUCAACUUCGGGUGUGGGAUGUCUUCAUGCUCCUUGGAGAUGCCGAAGACCACACUGCCCGUCCCACAACCUCUGGAGGGAAGAACAAAAUCCCCCCUGCUGAGAACCCAAGGACAUUUGGCCAAGGUCUUGACGUCUUGCAUGCUUCAUCUGCUGCCCUUAUUGAUGGCAUGCGUGAAAUCAUUCUCGAGUCCGACUUUGAGAAUAUCAUGAAAGUCCUCACCAGCUGGGUCCCUAUCAAAGACACCGAAAUGUUCAUGCGUGUCGCUAAAGCGGAAUGGAAAGUCCAUCGUCGCAGGAAAGCUCCUUAA
Messenger RNA from Penicillium egyptiacum, 2550 nucleotides. NCBI's taxonomy places the organism in Eukaryota, Fungi, Ascomycota, Eurotiomycetes, Eurotiales, Aspergillaceae. The record is from the annotation of a GenBank genome assembly.